This is a messenger RNA of Helianthus annuus (common sunflower), 2263 nucleotides long. Its product is annotated as GTPase-activating protein GYP7. Bases 650 to 1981 code for a protein of 443 amino acids. NCBI's taxonomy places the organism in Eukaryota, Viridiplantae, Streptophyta, Magnoliopsida, Asterales, Asteraceae. Gene Ontology annotation, molecular function: GTPase activator activity. The record is from RefSeq and is a predicted model, not a curated record. Gene Ontology annotation, biological process: activation of GTPase activity. The transcript has 12 exons.
CGUGCUAGCAAACCACUCCCUCCAUCUUCCAUCUUGUAUCCACCGAAACCCGCGAAGCACGGUCCCCCCAUCCCACAUUCUCACGUCUUUUGCGCCUCACAACAAACACAUUUCACUAUUUUCAAAACAAGUCAAACAUCCUUCCUCUACAACGUAUUACAGACCAACAAUGCUGUUGUCGGAUGAAUCUUUAGCACAUCAGAAACAGUGGUAACAGCGGUAACUAAGUCCAGUUGAAAAGACAAAGAAGAAAAUCACAAAUAAACCAUACAUUUGAAAAGGAACAAAAUAAGGAAAAAAACAAGAAAAAGAUUAAAAGAUCGUUGCUUUCUGGAUGUUCACGCCAAGAUCUCAUCUGGGUAUUGUUAAUUCAGGUGGUUAUUGUUUGAUUUGAAGAAGUUUGGAUACAAACAGUUGGUUUUGGGUUGAAGAAAAAAGUUGGUGGUAAAAAAGGAUGAAUCUUUUUGUUUAAAGAUUUAAAAGAUUGUUGCUUUCUGGUUGUUUAUGCCAAGAUCUCAUCUGGGUAUUGUUAUAUCAGGUGAUUUAGGUUUUGGGGUGCAAGAAUCUUGAAAAAAAAAUUAUUUGAUUUGAAGGAAUUUGAGUACAAAAAGUGGGUUUUGGGUUGAAGAAAAAAGUUGGUGAAAAAAGGAUGAAUCUUUUGAGGAAAGAUCCGGGACUUCCAACUGAUUCAUUCUAUGAGGUUCGAGCUGAAUGUACUGAUGUUCCUAAAACCAAGUUUAAGAUUAAGUCUGGGAAGACCCUUAGUGUAAGGAAGUGGCGGUCUGCUUUCAGUCCAGAAGGUUAUCUUGAUAUAGGCCAGACCCUUGGUCGAAUUUAUCGUGGAGGGGUACAUCCAACAAUUAGAGGAGAGGUAUGGGAAUUUCUACUCGGUUGUUUUGAUCCUAAAAGCACAUAUGAAGAGCGAAAAGAGAUACGAUUAGCUCGAAGAGAAGAGUAUGUGCGGCUAAAAGAACUAUGCACAUAUAUGUUCCCUCUUGUCGGAAGUGGAAAAUUCAUCACCGCUCCUGUGAUCACAGAAGACGGUACUCCAACCGAAGAUCCUAUUGUUCUUCUAGAAGCAAACCAUGAAAAGCUUAUGACGCCAACAGCUCAAGCAACUGUUGGUUCAGGUUCAGCAAAGCCUUGUCCUAAGGAGGAAGACAAGAAGAUAAUUCAAUGGAAACUUACACUACAUCAAAUAGGUCUUGAUGUGGUUCGGACAGACAGGACGCUAGUAUUUUAUGAAAAGCCGGAAAAUUUAGGCAAACUUUGGGAUGUUCUUUCGGUUUAUGCUUGGUUCGAUAAAGAAGUCGGUUAUGGUCAAGGGAUGAGUGAUCUUUGUUCUCCAAUGAUUAUGCUUCUCGAAGAUGAAGCAGAUGCGUUUUGGUGCUUUGAACGUCUAAUGCGUAGACUGCGAGGGAAUUUUAAAUGCAUAGGGAGUACCGUAGGGGUGGAGUCACAACUUUGCAACUUAGCUAAUGUUAUUCAAGUUGUUGACCCUAAACUUCAUAAGCACUUGGACCACAUAGGUGGUGGCGAUUAUCUAUUUGCGUUUAGGAUGCUUAUGGUGUUAUUCAGACGAGAAGUUUCUUUCGGUGAUUCAUUGUACUUAUGGGAGAUGAUGUGGGCUUUGGAGUAUGAUCCCGAUUUAUACACUUUAUAUGAGGAAUCUGAUUCAGAGAGACCCGAAGAUGCUAAAGGAAAACGAAAAUCAUCACGCCAAUGUGGCAAAUAUGAAAGGGAAUAUUUGAGAAGUGGGGCCAAAAACGGAGAAACACUCCCGAUUUCUGUAUUUCUUGUUGCGAGUGUGCUCAAGGAGAAAAGUGUCAAACUGCUCACAGAAGCCAAGGGACUCGAUGAUGUUGUCAAGAUAUUGAAUGAUACAUCGGGCAACCUGGAUGCUAGAAAAUCCUGCUCGGGGGCUAUGAAACUUCAUAAAAAGUAUUUGAAGAAGAUGAAGACGGAGAAACCAUCUUCAUGACCACUGCUUUGAAAUUUGAAGACUUUGAGCUUGUGUUAACUGGGUUCAGUGACAUGAAGAUUUCUCUUUGAGGAAACAAAACGAUGAAACAUAGUGUUGGAGCUAAUUCGAUUGUAACAGCGACUAAUGUUAAUUUAUGUACAAUUUUUUUUUCUAAACCCAUUAUGUGUAUAGGAGAAGUACGUUUGAUUAUUUUUCUAGACGAUGUGUGUAUAAAACUACUGUUGUAUAUUUAGUAAUUUAGUUAAUGAGAAGAUGAUGGAUUAUAUAUUUUUUUAUGAA